This is a messenger RNA of Acytostelium subglobosum LB1, 504 nucleotides long. RefSeq lists its product as hypothetical. Bases 1 to 504 code for a protein of 167 amino acids. Lineage: Eukaryota; Evosea; Eumycetozoa; Acytosteliales; Acytosteliaceae. The record is from RefSeq and is a predicted model, not a curated record. The transcript has a single exon.
AUGUCCAGCAUUGGUUGUGACAAUCCAAACAUUCGCGAACUGACCUUCAUCACCCAUGAUUGUGGCAAUGGUGAGCCAGAUGAUGUCUUUAAGGACUGCAUGAAGGAUAUCUUCAGGAGUUACCGCAAUCUCACGUCGCUAACCAUCAAAAGCGAACGACUUAGAUGGUUCGAGAGUUGGGAGAAAGCAUCGACACUCAAAUCUUUGACCAGUCUUCAUCUUCAUACUGAUGUGAUAUGGAGAACGCGCUCACUCAAGUCCUACCUCGCGUCGCAGUCAACGAUCAAGACACUCACAUACUACAAAAGUAACACUAACUCAAAGGAGGAGAACACGCUGGUCCCAUUCCUCUUCAGCUCAAAGUGCAACAUAGACAACAUAUCAAUCAAUGUGUACUUUGGCGAACCAUUGCCAUUGGUUGAGCGAAGAUUAAGAUCAUUGACAAUGAGGCUAUUUCACAAUUAUCAAACAUACACAUCUGAUAUGGACAUGGUUCAAUUGUAG